Pseudophryne corroboree (corroboree frog) is the source of this 2801-nucleotide messenger RNA. It is a transcript of the gene PCCA, whose product is annotated as propionyl-CoA carboxylase subunit alpha. The transcript is spliced from 22 exons. Gene Ontology annotation, cellular component: mitochondrion. Gene Ontology annotation, molecular function: metal ion binding; ATP binding; propionyl-CoA carboxylase activity. NCBI's taxonomy places the organism in Eukaryota, Metazoa, Chordata, Amphibia, Anura, Myobatrachidae. Bases 343 to 2217 code for a protein of 624 amino acids. The record is from RefSeq and is a predicted model, not a curated record.
GUAAUGUACUCCGUCCUGCAACACGCGCAGUGACCUCUCCCGCUGUAACCACGGCUGCCACAGCGUCGCCGGCUCACUCACAUCACGUGACCAGAGGGACGCCGGACAACACGGGCUAGGUGUAUAGUGACCCUAUAUACGGGGCGGCGUGAUUACACGUGGUACAGAGACCACAGCGGCAGCUACCGGUCCCACUCCAAGCGGACGGACACUCUCAAGGACAGUGACACGCGUGGGGGAGUGUCACCCACGCUGCUCUUCCGGACGUCUGAUUGGCUGCUUGUUGCUAUACCACGCCCACAGUGCCGGGGGAAAGGUGAAGCUUGCUUCCCACUGACAACGAUGGCGGCGCUCAGGGUUCUCAUAGCCGCGCAGAGGGUGCACAUAACCGGGCAGAAUUCUGCACACUGGACAAGAUGGUGUUAUUUUGCUUCCCAUAUCCAAUAUUCAACAUCCUAUAAUCCGGAAGAAAAGACAUUUGAAAAGAUUUUAAUUGCCAACAGAGGAGAAAUUGCAUGCAGAGUCAUCAAGACAUGCAGGAAAAUGGGUAUAAAAACAGUUGCAGUACACAGCGACGUUGAUUCUGCUGCAGUUCAUGUGAAAAUGGCGGAUGAAGCGGUCUGUGUUGGCCCGGCUCCCACUAGCAAAAGCUACCUCAACAUGGAUGCCAUCAUGGAAGCCAUUAAGAAAACUGGGGCCCAAGCUGUCCACCCAGGAUAUGGGUUUCUUUCUGAAAACAAAGAAUUCGCCCGACGUCUGGCAGCAGAAAGCGUAACCUUCAUUGGUCCUGACACACAUGCUAUUCAAGCUAUGGGAGACAAGAUUGAAAGCAAGUUAUUAGCCAAGAAUGCAAAUGUGAACACCAUCCCUGGCUUUGACGGGGUGGUCAAGGAUGCAGAUGAAGCUGUCAGAAUUGCAAGGGAAAUUGGCUACCCCGUUAUGAUCAAGGCCUCAGCAGGUGGCGGAGGGAAAGGCAUGAGGAUUGCUUGGGAUGAUGAAGAGACCAGGGAAGGCUUUAGGUUUUCUGCUCAAGAAGCAGCCUCAAGUUUUGGAGAUGAUCGGCUGUUAAUUGAAAAAUUCAUCGACAACCCUCGACACAUAGAAAUCCAGGUUCUGGCUGAUAAACAUGGUAAUACACUCUGGCUAAAUGAAAGAGAAUGUUCCAUCCAAAGGCGGAACCAGAAAGUUGUAGAGGAGGCGCCUAGCACGUUUCUUGACCCAGAGACUCGCAGAGCAAUGGGAGAACAGGCUGUAGCUCUUGCCAAAGCUGUGAAGUAUUCCUCUGCAGGGACAGUAGAAUUCCUUGUCGAUUCCACUAAAAAUUUCUACUUUUUGGAAAUGAAUACAAGACUACAGGUUGAGCAUCCCAUCACAGAAUGCAUUACAGGCCUGGACCUUGUUCAAGAAAUGAUUCGUGUUGCUAAGGGUUACCCUCUGAAGCACAAGCAAGCGGAUAUUCCCAUAAAUGGCUGGGCAUUUGAAUGUCGUGUCUACGCUGAGGAUCCAUACAAAUCCUUUGGUCUUCCCUCCAUCGGUCGUCUUUCUCAGUACCAAGAGCCGCACCAGCUGCCAGGGGUGCGAGUUGACAGUGGAAUUGAAGAAGGAAGCGACAUCAGCAUUUACUAUGAUCCUAUGAUUUCAAAAUUGGUAACCCAUGGCAAGAAUCGGGCUGAAGCCUUGAAGAGAAUGGAAGAUGCUCUGGACAAUUACGUCAUUCGAGGUGUGACUCACAAUAUUCCUUUACUCCGGGAGGUUAUCACUCAUCCUCGUUUCAUCAAAGGAGAUAUAACUACCAAGUUUCUUCCAGAAGUUUAUCCCGAUGGAUUUAAAGGACACAGUUUGACAUCAGAAGAGCAAAAUGAACUUCUUGCCACAACUGCUUCAAUAUAUGUAGCUUCACAGAUCAGAUCACGACACUUUGUGAAUAACCCAAGAGUUCCGGUAGCUAAGAAUGAUGUAACAAGCUGGCACCUCUGUGUUUUUCUGGAUGGUACUACACACUCCGUCACUGUUGAAAAGCAGAAGGAUUGCAUCUCUGUGGAAGUUGAUGGGACUAAAGUGGAUGUGUCCAGCGAAUGGAACCUGUCGUCGUCUUUACUGUCUGUCAGCAUCGGUGAUACGCAGAAGACAGUACAGUGCCUUAGUCGUGAUGCCGCUGGGAAUAUCAGCAUUCAGUUCCUGGGCACUGUGCUUACCUUUCCAACUGUGCCGCAGUGACUUCUCUAACUUUGUUCUGAAAUACAGCAUACAGCUUACAGCAUUGCCUGUGCUCCUGACUUAUUUUCCAGUGUGUCCUUACAGAACUGCAGAAGGUAUAUUAGCUAUAAAGUGUUUUGUACAAAUAGUGUACAUCAAAUUAGUAGACGUAAUGAUAAUUAAAAAGUACAUUUGCUAAAAGAUAAUCUGUCUACCUAAACAUGCAUUUAAAGAUAAAUCUGCUCUGAAUUUCCUUUCAUUAAAUGUUUAACCACACAUUUUUUACCCAAUCGUUCCAGUUGAAUUAAAUUUAAUUUAAUGUAGUCAGUACUGUCAGUCUCUGGUCAUCCAGCAUGUGAAAACCCUGGCAUGAAUCCUUCAGGAAUAUCUCCUUCUGUAUUGAUGUUGGUCAGCUAGUGUCUGCUAUCACAACGCCUGAUGUAGUUUGGAGUGUGUGUUGUUCUGCAAAUACCAAAUAUAUUGUUUUUGCCAAAGGCAAGAAACAUGUAUCGUGUUUGUUUUAUCAGUCCACAUAUGAAAAAAAUAUAAAGAAAGAAAUCAGUGUUGCGUCAACUGAGCUAAAAUAAAAACAGCGUAAAGUAAAA